AUGAUGAAUUUGUCUGAGCAACAAAAGCAACAGAUCGAAUUAAAUCGACAAAAAGCUUUGGCUCGGCUCAAGCAGAGAGGCAUAAUAAAGACACCUCAACAGCUACCAGUGAGUAGUACGAAGCAAAAUGCACUCCCUGCAGAAAAUGGGAACAACAAAAGAUCCUUUGAACCAACUCCGGAACAGAAGCAGGCUAUUCAGGUAAAUAGGGAAAAGGCCCAGGAAAGACUAAAGCAACGUCAGCAGAACCUUAGGGACGCAUCUAGUAAUGAAAAUUCAACUAUCGAACAGCAGAAAAAGCCAUUAGAAAAGAUACGACCUAGUGUCCGCAGGCAAGAUUAUAUUGAGUACGAUUUUUCAACAAUGAAGAACUCCUACGGAGGGUUUAUUAAUUCAGAGGAGAUGUUAGAUGGCGGAGAUUCUAAAAGAGCGAAGACUUUGGAGGAUUGGCAAGAGGAGCAAAAAAAUCGUAGGAUGCUUUUUGAGGAAGAAAUGCCCGCUUUUAACAUGUCAUCAGCUCCGAGAUGUGACGAAUGCGGUAUCAAUAUCGAAAUGGAUCCAUUAAUGAAGAAGGUCUUUCAUCUUCAGAUUUGCAAAACAUGUGUGAAAAACCAUCCUGAGAAAUAUUCCUUAUUAACGAAAACAGAAUGCAAGGAGGAUUAUUUCGUAACGGAUCCUGAACUUUCUGAUGUGUCAUUGUUGGAUAGAUUAGACAAACCUAAUCCCCACUCGGGGACAUUUUCUAGGAUGCAAUUAUUUGUAAGAUGUCAAGUCGAACAGUAUGCAUUCAAGAAAUGGGGAGGCGAAGAAGGGUUGGACAAAGAGUGGCAGCGCCGUGAAGAGGGAAGGAGCGUUAGGAAAGAAAAAAAAUAUCAACAGAAGUUGAAAGAAAUGAGACUUAAAACUAGAGCACAAGAGUAUACAACUCGACUCAAGGAAUUCAAACAUGGGAAGAAACAUGUGCAUGAUUUCAGUGACGCAAGAGACGGAGGAGUCAACAUGGAUGGUGUAAAGGUUCAAAUACGGAGAUGUCUAGAUUGUGGACUCGAAAUUGAAGAGAUCGGAUUAUAA
Messenger RNA from Kluyveromyces lactis, 1071 nucleotides. It is a transcript of the gene RAD14, whose product is annotated as DNA repair protein RAD14. NCBI's taxonomy places the organism in Eukaryota, Fungi, Ascomycota, Saccharomycetes, Saccharomycetales, Saccharomycetaceae. The transcript has 2 exons. The record is from RefSeq and is a predicted model, not a curated record. Gene Ontology annotation, biological process: base-excision repair; UV-damage excision repair; nucleotide-excision repair involved in interstrand cross-link repair. Gene Ontology annotation, cellular component: nucleotide-excision repair factor 1 complex. Gene Ontology annotation, molecular function: damaged DNA binding. Bases 1 to 1071 code for a protein of 356 amino acids.